AUGUAUUCUCUGAUACUCCACGGAAGAAGGUCGAUCAUCGACUUGCAGAAAUGUCUUAACUUCAGAUUUUCAGUGCAAAAUGCGUUUGCUUUCUCCGAUUCGUUCUCCUCUGCUUAUUAUGCUACUGUUGUGAGGUCUCAAGAUGGUCUAAAAGGUCAGACUUUUACAGUCUCUUACCUCGUUGCUUCUCUGGGAUUAGCUACAAAACUCGCUGAAUCGAUCUCGAAGAAAGUCAGCUUUGAGGACAAGGGUAAUCCUGAUUCUGUUCUGAGUCUUCUUAGGAGUCAUGGGUUCACAGAUUCUCAGAUCUCCACCAUCGUUACGAACUACCCACGAUUGCUUACAUUAGAUGCUGAGAAAUCUGUUGGUCCAAAGCUUCAGUUUCUACAGUCCAGAGAAGGAGCUUCAACCUCUGAACUCACUGAGAUUGUUACAGAAGUCCCUAAAAUCUUAGGAAAGGACAGAUCUAUCAGUGUAUACUAUGAUUUCGUCAAAGAGGUUAUAGAAGCUGAUAAGAAUUCCAAGUUCGAAAAGUUAUGUCAUUCUUUGCCACAAGAAGGUAGUAAGCUGGAGAAUAAAAUCCGAAAUUUAUCGGUUUUGAGAGAGCUAGGCAUGCCUCAUCAAUUGUUGUUCCCUUUGCUUAUCUCAAAUUGCAAUUAUGUCUGUGGGAAAGAGAGAUUUGAAGAAUCCUUUAAGAAGGUUGUUGAGAUGGGUUUUGAUCCGACUACCCCGAAAUUUGUCGCUGCUUUACGCGCUGUUUACUCAAUGAAGAACGAAACAAUAGAAGAAAAAGUUAAUGUCUAUAAAAGGUUAGGCUUUGCUGUGUGUGAAAUAUGGGAAAUGUUCAAGAAGUUUCCAAUCUCUCUGACACUAUCGGAGAAGAAGAUAACUAAGAAUUUCGAAACCAUGAAGAGGUGUGGACUACUCGAAGACGAGGUCCGCACUGUGCUAAAGAACUUUCCGCAGUGCAUCGGUCUUUCAGAGGAGAAGAUAGAGAACUCCAUUCAAACAUUUCUAGGUCUAGGAUUCAGUAGUGAUGAGUUUGCGAUGAUGGUCAAGCGCGUUUCUUCGUGCAUUGGAUAUUCUGCAGAGACGGUGAAGAAGAAAACCGAGUUUCUGGUGAAGAAGAUGAAUUGGCCACUAAAGGCUUUGGUUUCAACCCCUCAGGUAUUUGGAUACAGCAUGGAGAAGAGGAUUGUGGCAAGGUGUAACGUAAUCAAAGCUCUAAUGUCGAAAAGAUUGCUUGGAACUGAAUUACCUCCAAUGUCGUCUGUUUUGGUAUGUACCGAUGAAAUGUUUUUAAACAAGUACGUGAGGAAACACGAUGAUAAGCAGCUAGUGCGUGAGUUGAUGGCUAUCUUCACUGGAAAGACGAGUAAAGCUUCUGAAAAAAAUAGAGCGUUUCGAAGUCUAUAA
Messenger RNA from Arabis nemorensis, 1416 nucleotides. NCBI's taxonomy places the organism in Eukaryota, Viridiplantae, Streptophyta, Magnoliopsida, Brassicales, Brassicaceae. The record is from the annotation of a GenBank genome assembly.